CAUCAGCAGGCGCCUCCGCCUCCCCGGUUCUUCAGGCGUGUGGGUUCCGCGCUACAGCUCUCUUCCCUAGUCCUAACCCUGGCACCACAGUCGCGCCAGUUCGGAGACCUGCAAGCAGUAGACUUGGCGACAUGUCGAUGCUGGCCGAGCGUCGACGAAAGCAAAAGUGGGCUGUGGAUCCAAGAAACACUGCAUGGAGUAAUGACGAUUCCAAGUUUGGCCAGAGGAUGCUAGAGAAGAUGGGGUGGUCUAAAGGAAAGGGCUUGGGGGCUCAGGAGCAAGGAGCUACAGAGCAUAUUAGAGUUCAAGUUAAAAAUAACCACCUGGGACUUGGAGCCACCAUCAAUAAUGAAGACAACUGGAUUGCUCAUCAGGAUGAUUUUAACCAGCUUCUGGCUGAACUGAACACUUGCCAUGGGCAGGAAGCCACAGAUUCUCCAGACAACAAGGAAAAGAAAUCUUUCAGCCUUGAAGAAAAGUCCAAAGUCUCCAGAAAACGAGUUCAUUACAUGAAAUUCACAAAAGGAAAGGACCUGUCAUCUCGGAGCAAAACAGAUCUUGACUGCGUUUUUGGGAAAAGGCAGAGCAAGAAGACUUCUAAGGGUGAGUGCAGCCCCGCCACUGAGAACAGAAGUGAGACCUCCACCACAACCACCAGCACCUUCACCAUCCAGGAGUACUUCGCCCAGCGGAUGGCCCAGCUCAGGAGCAAGCCACAGCAUCCCGCCCUUGAGCCUGGCCUCUCAGAGAUCCAUGUGGGAUGGAAAGGGGGAAAGAAGAAAAAAGGAGAGGCAGCAGAUCAGGACGUGGAGAAUUACCUCCACACCAAGGCCAGGCAGCCUAAAAAGACAAGGCGGGGAAAAGAGGAGAGCCAGGGAUGUAUGGCCAAGAAGAGAGCCCAGGCCCAGUGGCAGCCUGCAGAUCCCCAUGGGGAUGAGGCCACUGAGGACUGCGUCCAGGCCUCUGGUGACCAGGAGUGUGCCCCGAAGCCCAGAAAGAACAGAGCAAAGACAAAGCUGCCACGGCCAGUAGAGGUAGCUGUCGAGGCUGCACCAGGUGAAGCCCCUGUUAAAAAGAAGAAGAAGAAGAAGAAGAAGAAAGCUUUCACAUGAGGUCUCUCCAGCCAGGACCUCCGGCCACUAGGCUGUCAGUGCUGCCCAGCAGACUCUGGCUAAGUCAGAGCAGAGUCAACCCAUGGAGCUGGGCAUAGCCUGAGUGUGCCGGCAGGUGCCAUAGCUGCCUUCAUGCCUAUCCUCCGGAUCUUGGCUCACAUAACAAAUAAAUCCUUUUAAACU
Messenger RNA from Octodon degus (degu), 1295 nucleotides. RefSeq names its product PIN2/TERF1 interacting telomerase inhibitor 1 (gene Pinx1). Gene Ontology annotation, biological process: regulation of ribosome biogenesis. Gene Ontology annotation, cellular component: nucleolus. Bases 132 to 1112 code for a protein of 326 amino acids. NCBI's taxonomy places the organism in Eukaryota, Metazoa, Chordata, Mammalia, Rodentia, Octodontidae. The record is from RefSeq and is a predicted model, not a curated record. Gene Ontology annotation, molecular function: nucleic acid binding; telomerase inhibitor activity. The transcript is spliced from 7 exons.